Umbelopsis ramanniana AG is the source of this 1077-nucleotide messenger RNA. RefSeq lists its product as uncharacterized. The record is from RefSeq and is a predicted model, not a curated record. The transcript is spliced from 10 exons. Bases 226 to 1077 code for a protein of 283 amino acids. NCBI's taxonomy places the organism in Eukaryota, Fungi, Mucoromycota, Umbelopsidomycetes, Umbelopsidales, Umbelopsidaceae.
GUCGAAUAGAAAAGUCCCCCAUGAACAACCAUCGUUCUGGUGUAACAAAUUGUGAGAUUGUUUGCGCUUUGUUUGCUACGGAACCUCUUUGCGCAGCCUACGUACAAAGCAUUUCAAACCUCAAAGAUUUCCCAGGCAAAACACUAUAAAGGCGCUGCGCCGUGUCGCCUCUACUUCCCUCCACGUAUCGCCAAUUUCUCUCAAACAAAUCUUUCACACUGUAACAUGGUUUCAUUUGACUGUAGAGUAGAUAUAGUAAAGGAAGACAUCACCUACCAUGCGUAUGAUGCCAUUGUCAAUGCAUGCAACAGAAACCUAGAUGGCAAUUAUGGAGUCAGUAAAGAAAUUCAUAAAGUUGCUGGACCCAAGUUAUUACAAGCAUGCCAAAGGCUAGGCGGUUGCGAAAUAGGCAACGCCAAGAUCACCAAAGGGUACAAUCUCUCAAAAUAUGUAAUACAUGCCGUUGGUCCAAAUGACCUCGACCGAGGAAAGCUGAGGCAUUGCUACACCAAGUCGCUGAGUCUAGCAGAAGAACAUGGCUGCAUUUCUAUCAUCUUUCCAUGUAUUGCAACAGGGCGAGGUCACAAGUAUAACUCACACAGGGAGGAAGCAGCCAUGAUAGCAUUGGAGGCAGUAAGGGAUUACCUCAUGGAUAAGAGAAAACAAGGCAAGGUACCGUUCGCAAACAUUGUCUUUUGUGUUCAUUCUGGCAAAUAUGAAGAGAUUUAUAAGCGGCUUAUUCCGAUGUACUUCAAUUUUGGGCCCAAUUAUGUGGCAGGGCAACCGAACCACCCUGAUCAGUUGGCACCUAUGGGCCACAAGGAUACUCGUCUUCAAAACCCAGUUGAUAUGACAAAUGGUGGUCAAAAAUACUUCAACAAUGUGCCGAGACAGCAGAAUCACCCUACUCAAGCGGCACAUAGCGACCGUAAGAAUAAUGGUCCUCAAAAACCAGAUGAUGCAACUAAUGGCGGUCAAGGAUACUACAACAAUCGUGAGUCCAACUAUGUGCCAAGGCAACAACAUUACCCUGGUCAAGUGGCACCUAAACCGCCAUAUGAGGCAGCCAAAAAAUGA